Messenger RNA from Colletotrichum orchidophilum, 1176 nucleotides. RefSeq names its product NADPH dehydrogenase. The record is from RefSeq and is a predicted model, not a curated record. The coding region runs from base 1 to 1176 and encodes 391 amino acids. The transcript has a single exon. Gene Ontology annotation, molecular function: FMN binding; NADPH dehydrogenase activity. Lineage: Eukaryota; Fungi; Ascomycota; Sordariomycetes; Glomerellales; Glomerellaceae.
AUGGCCGCCCAGAACACUAAGCUCUUCCAGCCUCUCAAGGCCGGCAAGAUGGACCUUGGCCACCGCAUCGUCAUGGCUCCCCUUACUCGCUACCGCGCCGACGACGAUUCCGUUCCCCUGCCCCUUGUCUCCCAGUACUACGCCGACCGCGCCUCGACCCCGGGAACCCUCAUCAUCACUGAGGCCACCGCCGUCUCCCCAGCCGACGUCGGCGACCUCGACCUCCCCGACUUCUCCACCCCGGCCCAGAUCGCCGCCUGGAAGAAUGUCUUUAACGGCAUCCACGCCAAUGGCAGCUACGUCUUCCAGCAGCUCUGGUCCCUCGGCCGCGCCGCUGACCCCGAGUUCGUCAAGGGCCGCGGCUUCAAGUACGGCUCCUCUUCCGACGUCCAGAUGACCGGCCGCCCCUACAAGCCCGACGCUCUCACCGAGGAGGAGAUCUGGGAGAAGAUCAACAACUGGCGUGUCGCCGCCCGCAACGUCAUCGCCGCCGGCGGUGACGGCGUCGAGAUCCACGGCGCCCACGGCUACCUCGUCGACCAGUUCACUCGCGACUCGGUCAAUAAGCGCACCGACAAGUGGGGCGGCUCCGUCGAGAACCGCGCCCGUUUCCUGCUUGAGAUCAUCAAGGCCGUCGUCGAGGAGGUCGGCGCUGAGCGCGUUGCUCUCCGCCUGAGCCCCUUCGCCACCUUCCAGGAGUCCUACUCCACCGACACCUGGGAGCAGACCUCGUACAUCGUCCGCGAGAUCAAGAAGGCCGGCUACAAGCUCGCCUACCUCUCCCUCGUCGAGGCUGUCGGCAACCCCGUCCACCUGGGCAUCGCGCCCCGCCAGGUCACCGACGACGUCCAGCCGUUCGACGAGGCGCGGCCCCAAACCCUCGACUUCAUCCUCGAGGAGUGGGACAACCUGUCCCCCGUCGUCGUCGCCGGUGGCUACCUUGGCGACAGCGCCCGCUGGGCCGUCGACGAGCGCUACGCCAAGUGGGACGUCGCUGUCGCCUUUGGCCGCUACUUCAUCUCCAACCCGGAUCUUGUCUUCCGCGUCAAGAACAACGUCGCCCUCACCCCCUACGACCGCACCACGUUCUACAAGAAGAAGAGCAACGACGGCUACAACACCUACGAGUUCAGCGAGGAGCACAAGAAGGCUAACGGCAUUAACGGUUCCGCCUAA